CCCCGCACUCCAUCGCUCCCCUUUCCCACCCGGAAAAGAGAGAGCGGAGCACCAAUUCGCCGAGGAAAACAGAGCCAAGGGAAUGGCGCACUACAACCCCGUCUCCGUGGACGCCUACGGCGACCUCGAGGCCGGAUUCUCCGGCCACUCCGCCACCCCGCUGAAGCCGGCGGCCUCGCCGAGGCGGCCCGGGCGCAUGUUCUGCGACCCCUGCGACGACGCCGACGAGCUCCACGGCCACCACCACUACCUCGACAUCUGCUUCCGCUGCCGCAAGCUCCUCUCCGGCAACAGAGACAUCUUCAUGUACAGAGGUGACAUGCCGUUCUGCAGCGAGGAGUGCCGGCAGGAGCAGAUCGAGAUCGACGAGGCGAGGGAGCAGCGGCUGAAGCAGACGGGGAGGGCCGAGCAGCAGCGGCAGCGGCAGCAGAAGCAGAGCCCCCAGAGGAUCCCCAUCUGGGCGUGGUGAAGAAAAAAGUUUUGAGCACCGGAAAACGUAGUAGGAUUUAGCUGUACCUCAAGAACCGAAGCACGAUGCGUGUGAAAAUCACGCGCGGUCACGGGUCACCAGCUCGACGGAGACGAGGGCCACAGGCCACAACACAAGGCCAGGCAGAGGGGAGAGGGAGGGAGAGCCGAAGCGGCUGCGUCUCUGUUUAUGAAAUCGAACGAGCUCCUCCUUUUGAUCUCUGAAAGAUGGAGAUGGAGGGGUUGAUUCGAGCGUGAAUUAGUCCUUGUUCUGUUCCUCUGCACAGUUGCACGGAACAAAAAAAAAGUGUGCGUGCGAGCAGGUUGUGCCGCGGUCGUGUCUGGGUUUGCCGUGUAACCUGUCGAUAUGAAAAGAAGUGAGAGGCACAAAGAGCACUCUCAGAUUUCUCAUCA
Panicum hallii is the source of this 882-nucleotide messenger RNA. RefSeq lists its product as uncharacterized. Lineage: Eukaryota; Viridiplantae; Streptophyta; Magnoliopsida; Poales; Poaceae. The transcript has 2 exons. The coding region runs from base 83 to 469 and encodes 128 amino acids. The record is from RefSeq and is a predicted model, not a curated record.